Molecule: messenger RNA, 1566 nt
Organism: Lactuca saligna
Lineage: Eukaryota; Viridiplantae; Streptophyta; Magnoliopsida; Asterales; Asteraceae
Source: the annotation of a GenBank genome assembly
GUAAAAUGGGACAAGCGACCCAAGCCGCAUAUCAAAAAUACCCGACUAAAAUCGACAACAAAUCCGCAGUCCAGUUCCGCCGUAUUCCGUCGCCCCCGGCUUCCUAGUCAUUGGGGGUUUCGACGUCGCGCCACCUGUCCAGCGUUUUGUCUCGAUCGUCACUCUUUUCUUUCAUCACUCUUCAACACUUCAUUAACCAAUCUAAUGUCAACUGGAGCCUACAGUCAACUGGUUUUCAGUCAGAGCCCUGCUUCCCCUCGUUUUUCUUCUUUACACCAAUCAACGAUUGGCUCCUUCAGAGCUCUAGCAUCCAGGCAAUUAUUAAGUAAAAGUCACACAAGUUUUUUACCAGUACGACUUUCUAACACUGUUAGAAGUGCAAUGAAAUCAUAUAAACUCUCUGAGCUUACACCAACUGAGGUUGACAAUCUCAAGGCUCGACCCCGAAUCAAUUUCUCUUCCAUUUUCAGCACAGUCCAGCCAAUUGUUGAUGAUGUUCGCAACAGAGGAGAUGCUGCUGUUAAAGAUUAUACUUUACGCUUUGACAAAGUUGAAUUAGAAAAGAUUAUUGUAAAUGUGAAUGAACUUCCAGAUCCAGAGCUUGAUGAAGCUGUUCGUGAAUCGUUUGAUGUGGCAUACAGCAACAUCUAUGCAUUCCAUGCUGCACAAAAACCAGUGGAGAAAGUUGUCGAGAAUAUGAAAGGUGUGAGAUGCAAACGAGUGGCAAGAAGCAUUUCUUCUGUUGGACUUUAUGUUCCAGGUGGCACUGCAGUUUUACCCUCAACAGCUCUCAUGCUUUCCAUUCCAGCACAGAUUGCAGGGUGUAAAACGAUAGUGCUUGCAACUCCUCCCUCUAGUGAUGGAAGCAUAUGCAAGGAGGUGUUAUAUUGUGCGAAAAAAGCUGGUGUGACUCACAUUCUUAAAGCUGGUGGAGCUCAGGCCAUUUCUGCUAUGGCAUGGGGGACAGCAACGUGUCCUAAGGUUGAGAAGAUUUAUGGCCCUGGAAAUCAGUAUGUGACAGCUGCAAAAAUGAUUCUCCAAAACAGUGAGGCUAUGGUAUCCAUCGACAUGCCUGCAGGACCAUCUGAAGUGCUUGUGAUUGCUGACAAAUAUGCUAGUCCGGUUCACAUAGCUGCAGAUCUGCUUUCUCAGGCUGAGCAUGGGCCAGAUAGCCAGGUGGUUUUGGUGAUUGCAGGAGAUGGUGUGGAUAUAAAAGCCAUUGAUGAAGAAAUCACCAAGCAAUGUAACAGUCUUCCGAGAGGAGACUUUGCUUCAAAAGCUCUUAGCCAUAGCUUUACUGUAUUUGCACGCGAUAUGGUAGAGGCGGUUACUUUUUCUAACAUGUACGCACCCGAACAUCUGAUCAUUAAUGUUCAAGACGCGGAAAAGUGGGAAAGUUUUAUCGAAAAUGCAGGGUCUGUGUUUUUAGGGCAGUGGACUCCAGAGAGUGUGGGGGACUAUGCUAGCGGGACGAAUCAUGUGCUUCCCACUUAUGGAGGAAGGCCUUGCAAAACUUGGUCCUCAUGUGGCAACCAUGGCUCAAGUCGAAGGCUUGGAUGCUCAUAA